AAAGACUCCACGCUCCCUCCACCUGCGCUUCGAUAGUUUCGAUUUAGAAAGUUCUUUUCCGUCACCAAGCUUACCUGACGUAGAAAACCCAAAGCCAAAGCCAAGGAAAGGAGAGGAGGAAGAAGCCGUGGUUGAAAGAGGAAUAGAGAUUAUGACGUUGGCUCUCUCUUCGGCAACGUCUGCUUCUUAUUUCAUCACUCGUCGUAAUGCAAAGCCUUCUCCGGUUAUCAAAACGACCUUCAUGACUUUGAAACCAGCGUCGUUUCCUUCCCCUUUAACCGCCGUCAUUGUGUCUGCCGGGGCGCGGAUAAUCGUUUCUUGCCAAGCUGUCUCCACCGCUUCCCUCGACAAGGACGAGAAAAACGCGUCGGUUUCGGGGUCCGCCGAAGCCGAUGAGGAAGCUAAAGUAGGGGCCAAGGUUAAGGUGAAGGUACCGGUCAAAGUGUAUCACGUCGUUCGCGUGCCGGAGUUGGAUCUGAUCGGUAUGGAAGGAGUGAUUAAGCAGUACGUUGGGAUCUGGAAAGGGAAACCGAUAUCAGCUAAUCUUCCUUACAAGGUGGAGUUUCUUAAGGAAAUUGAAGGCCGAGGACCUGUCAAGUUCUUCGUCCAUCUUAAAGAGGAGGAAUUGGAAUUCCUUGAUUAGAAAUCUCGGUUCUUCUCCGUACGCCAGGCAAAAUUACUCUUUUUUUAAGCAUCUAUUUGCUUUCUUUCUUAUAACCAAAAGCCAAUAAUUGCUCAUUGUUGUAUAUAUUUUACCUUUACCGUUCAGUUCUACCUGGGAAUCUGAUUUCUUUGUUUUUGUUUUCUGUUCGUUACUUUGUAGAGUCGAAGUUCCUAUACCUUAAAUAGAUUUGAACUUCUUAUAUCUAGAGUUACCUUAAAUAGAAUUGAAGUUCAUAUA
Messenger RNA from Gossypium raimondii (Peruvian cotton), 901 nucleotides. RefSeq names its product ferredoxin-thioredoxin reductase, variable chain. The transcript has a single exon. Bases 152 to 643 code for a protein of 163 amino acids. The record is from RefSeq and is a predicted model, not a curated record. Gene Ontology annotation, biological process: photosynthesis. NCBI's taxonomy places the organism in Eukaryota, Viridiplantae, Streptophyta, Magnoliopsida, Malvales, Malvaceae.